Molecule: messenger RNA, 1008 nt
Organism: Funneliformis mosseae
Lineage: Eukaryota; Fungi; Glomeromycota; Glomeromycetes; Glomerales; Glomeraceae
Source: the annotation of a GenBank genome assembly
AUGCAUAUACGUUUUCUCGCUUCACCCAUUAAUCCAGCUGACAUUAAUCAAAUCGAAGGCGUUUACCCAUUAAGACCUACAUUCACAAAAGAAUUAGGGGUUUUACCUGAUGGGGAACAUAAAGAAUUGGCCGUUGGUGGAAAUGAGGGUGUAGCAGAAGUGAUUGCUGUUGGAGAUCAGAUUGAAGAUUUAAAAGUUGGUGAUUGGGUUGUAAUGGGAAGAUCUGGAUUCGGUACUUGGCGUACACAUGCCGCAGCAACUCCAAAUGAUGUGACACGUAUCGAUAAGGGAAUUGGAUCACUUCAGGCUGCAACUUUGACAGUAAACGCUUGUACUGCAUUUCGCAUGCUAAAAGACUUUGCUACAUUAAAAGAAGGGGAUUUUGUGAUUCAGAAUGGGGCUAAUAGCGGUGUUGGACAAGCCGUGAUUCAAAUCGCCCAUGCAUGGAACAUAAAAACCAUAAACAUUGUUCGAAAUAGACCAGAAAUUGAGGAUUUAAAAGCGCGUCUAAAAUCGCUUGGCGCGACAUAUAUAGUUACCGAUGAGGAAUUAGGAUGUUAUAAAACUAAAGACUUGAUAAAGGAAUGGACGAACAUUAACGACAAUAAUGUAGGGAUUAAAUUAGGCCUUAACUGUGUUGGUGGAAAAAUAUCAACAGAAAUGGCAAAAUAUCUAUGUCGUUCCGGAUAUCAUGUAACAUAUGGAGCCAUGUCAAGACAACCAAUUACAAUUCCAGCAUCACUUUUAAUAUUUAAAGAUAUAAAAUUUCUUGGAUAUUGGAUGUCAAGAUGGUACCAAUAUCAUUCAAAGGAAGAAAGAAGUGAAAUGAUGAAUGAAAUUAUUGGAUUAAUUAGACAAGGAAAGUUGGGUGAUGUUGCGCAUGACGAGGUUACUUGGGGAAGUUCAAAUGAAAAUGACGAAUCUUUGAAAAUUAAACUUUUGGAUGCUUUAGAUAAAUCUUAUACAGGAUUUCAUGGCAAAAAGCAGAUCUUACAAUUUCAGCUUUAA